Eublepharis macularius is the source of this 1210-nucleotide messenger RNA. RefSeq lists its product as uncharacterized. NCBI's taxonomy places the organism in Eukaryota, Metazoa, Chordata, Lepidosauria, Squamata, Eublepharidae. Bases 431 to 1210 code for a protein of 259 amino acids. The transcript is spliced from 2 exons. The record is from RefSeq and is a predicted model, not a curated record.
GCCAAUCCGCAGCAUGUCAGUGGUUUCUCCGAUUUUUCCUCCUGCGGACAUACUGCGAAGUUAACGUUCAUUCGCUGCAAAACGGCUCCCAGCCCGCAGUAUGCUAGUGUGAAAGCGUUUGUCCCUUUUUUGCUUCCCUAACCCCCGAUUGGACAGUCUGCCGGUCUAGCCACUCCCACCGGCCGCAGCUCUCAAAAAUUUUAUUCCGCCAUUUUUUUUUCUGUUCAGUGGGGGCAGUAACGUUUAAGCGUUCACUUCAUUCCUGUCCUGACCUAUUUUCCCUGACGCUCCGAUUGUGCUCUUUCCAAUUAGCAGCCUUCCAGCACAGCCACAAAUCCCAUUUUCUCGGGGGGUUUUUUUGCUGAGGGGCAUUGCUCGAGAACCGAAAAUCGGGUCAUUUGACCAAGGCGGACCAGUGAGAGCUCGAGCAAUGCUUGGCGGGAGAGUUGUUCAUGUCGUGAUUGUGCGCACAUGUUUUUUCCGACAAUCAAACUCCCGAUGGCCACAAAAUCCCUUUUUUUUCUCACCCUUUAAACUGAACAUUUUAACGUUUAAACGUUCAUCACACAACAAAAACGACAUCAGGAGAGGGGGUUGCGUGCUGCGAGACACGAAAAUUGGGUCAUGUGACCAAGCCGGACCACUGAGAGCUCGAGCACUGCUGGGCGGGAGAAGUUCAUUCCUGGUCUAUCUAACGGCUCAGAUGGCGAUGCAGAAAAUGGCUGGACGAGGAGUGUCGUGGAGGGAGAGGGAGACACUGGAUCUCAUCGACUUCUGGGGAGAGGAGAAGGUCCAGGAGUCACUGUCAAUGUGCCACAGAAACAUAGACGUCUUCGAAAAGAUCGCGGAGCAGAUGGCGGCAAGAGGGCACAAGCGCACGGCUUUGGAAUGUCGGACGAAGACCAAAGCGAUGCGCCAAGAAUACAAACGAGUGGUGGCACACAACUCCAAAUCCGGAAAUGCACCCACAACGUGCCCAUAUUAUGCCCAGCUACAUCGUAUCUUCAGGGGCGAUGCCAGCAUCAGGCCACAACGGGUGGCCAGAAGCCUCUCCCUUCCGCGCGCCGACACUCCGAGACCAGUUCAAUUUGAGGGGUCCGAGGAACUGUUUAGCCACCCGAUGGUGACCCUGAAUCUACAAUCUGUGGAUGUCACAGCAAACGAUCAAGAUUUAUUCCGUGAAAAACAACUCAAGCAGAAGCGAGCCUGA